Messenger RNA from Myxocyprinus asiaticus (Chinese sucker), 1229 nucleotides. RefSeq names its product peptidyl-prolyl cis-trans isomerase A-like. Gene Ontology annotation, molecular function: peptidyl-prolyl cis-trans isomerase activity. The coding region runs from base 82 to 660 and encodes 192 amino acids. The record is from RefSeq and is a predicted model, not a curated record. Gene Ontology annotation, biological process: protein peptidyl-prolyl isomerization; regulation of mitochondrial membrane permeability involved in programmed necrotic cell death; cellular response to hydrogen peroxide. Gene Ontology annotation, cellular component: mitochondrion. The transcript has 6 exons. Lineage: Eukaryota; Metazoa; Chordata; Actinopteri; Cypriniformes; Catostomidae.
UCCGUGUGAGCUUUCGUCUCUUCCUGUGUGUAAGUUCAGUUCUCCGUGAGGCCGCUGCUGUUGUCGUUAACUGGAAUCAACAUGUUAUUAAUCAGUAACCGGGUUAAAUUUUGUUCGCUGGCGUUCACCGCAGCGCGCAUGUACGCCAACGGAGCUCAAGCCAACAACAACCCGGUGGUGUUCUUCGACAUCGCGGCGGAUAACGAGCCGCUCGGUAGAGUCACCUUCGAGCUGAAUGCAGAUGUUGUGCCAAAAACAGCAGAGAAUUUCAGAGCGCUUUGCACAGGUGAACAUGGAUUUGGAUACAAAGGCUCCAUCUUCCACAGAGUGAUUCCACAGUUCAUGUGUCAGGGAGGAGAUUUUACAAACCACAAUGGAACUGGAGGAAAAUCCGUCUAUGGACCGAGAUUUCCUGAUGAGAACUUUAGACUGAAACACACAGGACCUGGUAUUCUGUCUAUGGCUAACGCUGGACCCAACACAAAUGGAUCCCAGUUCUUCAUAUGCACGGCUAAAACAGAGUGGUUGGAUGGACGGCACGUGGUGUUCGGCAGCGUUAAAGGAGGGAUGGAUGUGGUGAAGAAGGUUGAAGCUUUGGGUUCUAGAUCUGGUAGAACUGCAAAGAGAAUCAGCAUCACAGACUGCGGAGAACUCAAGUAGAGAGUUGAGAGAACAAGUCGAGUCAAUUCAUACGCUGAAGCUGUUUGUUUCUACUGUUCUGCUGAAGAUUUACAGACUUCUGAGUGUUCGAAAGGGCAAAAAGCUCCAUAAUGUGAAAUUUACACACUUUUGGGUUAAAAGGGAAAGUUCACACAAAAAUGAAAAGAAUUUACUCACCCUCAUGUCGUUCCAAACCCGUAUGCUGUUAUUGUUUCCAACGAUUCCAAGUAUUCUGAAGCCAUGCGAUAGCUUUAUUUCAGAAAUACGCUUUUGUGUUGCAUGGAAAAAUAACAAAGGUUUGCAACGAUGUUAGGGUGAGUAAAUAAUGACUGACUUCUCAUUUUUGAAUGAACUAUUCCUGGAAAUAAGAUCCACUGUGAACAAGUUAUAUGAAAAUGUCAUUCUCAGGCAAUAAUUUGUGUGUUCGGAGUUAAAUCGCGUUUACUCUGGACUGAGAACUUGACGACCCCUCUGUCAUUCUCAUUCAUUAUAUUAUGAGUUCUGAUGAGCAGAGAGGUUCCGUAUUCAUCACACGAGUUUAAAGUAUUAAAACCAAGAGCAAUAAGUGA